This is a messenger RNA of Lactuca virosa, 1650 nucleotides long. NCBI's taxonomy places the organism in Eukaryota, Viridiplantae, Streptophyta, Magnoliopsida, Asterales, Asteraceae. The record is from the annotation of a GenBank genome assembly.
CGAUUCCCCUUUCUAAAUCAGUUUUUCUAUAGGCUCUGUUGGCCCACUUCGUUGCCUUCUUUCGUAUUCUUGUUUCUGGGUUGCAGAGUGUAGACUCGAUUCCUCAUUAAUUUCAAUCCUUUCAGUUUCUUCAUAAAUAACUUCCAAUCGAAGAUCAUUCGACUGUUAUUUUUCAUCACAACAAUCGAACGUUCAUACAUCCUUUCAGGGUUUUCCUUACUUAAAUCAAGUCUUCUUCUUGAAUCUUGAUAGACUUCUUGUUUUCUACUAAUCUUGUUGAUAACGGGUUUUCUCUUCUUUACUUCAAAUUUCGUUAUUUAAUUGCUUUUCAGGUAUUCAUAGUUUCUUGGUUAUUUGUAAUUUAAGCGCUAUCGUUCUUGAUCUAUAUCUUCUCCAAGGGAGUAUGAAAGGGAAAUUUGCGAUAUCAGGAACCAGCUUCCCGUUAAAUACAGGCGCCAAGAUUCCGGCCAUAGGCCUCGGGACAUGGCAGAGCGGCGGCGGCCUCUGUGCGGAGGCCGUGAAAACGGCUAUAUCCGCUGGAUACCGUCACAUUGACUGUGCACACCUUUACGGGAACGAAGCUGAAGUUGGCGAAGCUUUAUCUCACGUUUUCAUGGGUUCAAUAAAAAGAGAAGAUCUUUUCUUGACAUCAAAGCUAUAUUGCACCAUGAAUUCCAUCAAUAAGAUCGAAAAUUCUCUUAGAGUUUCUCUGAAGAAUCUUGGAGUCUCUUACUUGGAUCUUUACUUGAUGCACUGGCCGGAAAGCCCGGAGUUUGGUGACGCCACUGAUCCUCCGGCACAUUCAAGUAGCGAAUAUAGACAGUUAUGGAGUAAGUUGAAAACAACAUGGAAAUCAAUGGAACGAUUGGUGGAUUUGGGUCUUGUUCGAGCUAUUGGAUUGAGUAACUUCAACAUACAACAGAUAAAUGAGUUGCUUAAAUUCGCCAGAAUUAUACCUGCAGUAAACCAGGUGGAGUUGCAUCCUUUUUGGAGGCAAGAUGAGCUUGUCAAGUUUUGUCGAUCAAAAUCCAUUCAUGUAUCUGCUCACACACCCUUAGGAGUACCAACGGGUCCUAAACAAUCUGAAAACGGGUCAAGUGAGGAAGAUCCUGAAACACAUCGAAUGUCGUUUAGAAGGUCAAGAUCGGUUCAUGGGCCGAUGCUAAAGUUGUCGGUGGUGGCUGAAAUAGCCGACAGACAUAAAAAGACUCCCGAACAGGUUAUUUUGAGGUGGGGUCUUGAAAGAGGGACAAGUGUGUUGCCAUGUAGUGUGAAUCCUGACAGAAUACAUGAGAAUAUUGAUAUAUUCAGCUGGGGCUUGUCGGACGAUGAAUAUGAGAGGUUAAACCAGAUAGAGCCGCAGGUAUGUCUGUUUGGAAAUGGGCCUUCGGAUGCUGUCUCUGAGAAUGAAGGGUCUGUGCUUGGGAGUGGUCCUCUUCAAUCCGUUGAUGAAGAUGAUGCUGAGUAAAAAUGUUAUUUUCUUGUGCAUGAUGGGAUACUAAUAGGUCGUAUUUUCACUUGGAGUUGAAUUUGUGAAUGUUUUCUUGGGAUGAAGUAUGUAUAAAAGAUGGAUGUUACCUUGUCCAUUUAUUCUUUGCUUGUUAUUGUAUAAAUUGAGAAUUCAAGUAAUACAUAAAAAUCGUUCAUGUA